This is a messenger RNA of Calidris pugnax (ruff), 2601 nucleotides long. It is a transcript of the gene VGLL1, whose product is annotated as vestigial like family member 1. Gene Ontology annotation, biological process: regulation of transcription by RNA polymerase II. Lineage: Eukaryota; Metazoa; Chordata; Aves; Charadriiformes; Scolopacidae. Bases 1166 to 1897 code for a protein of 243 amino acids. The transcript has 7 exons. The record is from RefSeq and is a predicted model, not a curated record. Gene Ontology annotation, cellular component: nucleus.
GUUCCCAGUGGGACGUGGUAUUUGUUCCCUCUUGGGGUUUUUUUCUUGAACUUGGUUUUGGAUUGUGUUAAUUGCCCCUGCGUGAAGAUAAAAGGGGCAGGAGGAGUGACUGCAGACACUGUAGUUAUAGCUGAGAUAAUAUGUGUGUGGGUUGGUUGUUAAGGACAAGAGAAUUUCAGUUUUUCUUCUCAGAAAUGAAGAUAUUUUAUUUUUUUUCAAUUCCUAUACGACAAAGGCACAGGGCCAAUAAUGCCUUUUUAACCCAGUGUUUCUUUGAGGUGUUCACCCGAAAGCUUUAGACUGAUGCCUACUACAACUUUACCAGAGCUUUAACUGCCCAGCCUAAGAUGAAGUUCUUGAAUGAGGUCUUGGAAAGCCUUGGCAGAAGAAAUCUCUGCCAUAUGAAAGAGUUUUCAAAAAGGCUGUUGAAGAAGGAAUGACUGAGGCGUUGAGGGCCCUGGCCCUGCUGAUAGACUGGAAUCUGGUCUGUGUCACCAUGAAACUGUGUUUAUGCAGAGAGUGUGUCAAUAACAGCCGAAGCGCCCUUCCUGGGAGAUCUUACAGCCUGGUGGUUACGUUGUUCUGGGAGAUGGCAGAGGGUGGAUUCGUACGUCUUCAGGCAGAGGGAACUGGAUUGUGCUCUCCUACUUUCUGGGUGAGUAAACAAACUCUUAAGCUACUGCAAUAAAACACAUAGUGUCACCAGUUUGGUGACUCCAGUUCCCUGGUGUAUUUUUCCAACUGAGACAGGUGAAUUUGACCCCAAUUCAGCAUUUCUGGAAUGCCUAAAGUUUGGUAAUUUUGGCUGACUUACUACCAGAGAACCCCAAAGUUCCUGUUCCUUGCUACAGCCUUUCCAGAACAAGAAGGAUAUAUUUAUUUUCUGAAGAUUUCUGUAGGCAUUUAAAUAGAUCCAGCAAAGAAGAGAGAGGAAAAUCGGUUAUCCAGGCGAUCUGGGCUGGAAACAGUCGCUGCAGAGCACACGGGGAGGAGGAGGAGGAGGGAAGGAUCCCGAGCUGCUGGACACAGCAUGACCACGGAGGAUCUCGCUGGCGUGACACCACUCGUGACAGUGAGUUAAGGUGAAGCAACUAAUUACCCUCAGAAGUCUUUUCCUUGUGGAGGUCUGUGCUGACAGUGACUAAGGGGCUGUUGGUUAUUGAAAAUGGAAGAAACAAGGAAGCUCUCUCCAAAGCUGUGUAAAAGCAAAGAACCUGUGAAAACAGAAUGGGGGUCUCAGAGUGUUGUAUUUACCUAUUUCCAAGGGGAUAUUAACAGCGUGGUAGACGAACAUUUUUCUAGAGCUCUAAGCAAUGCCAAGAACCCACAAGACCUGAGCACAAAGCACAAGGGUGAGACCCUUGUCCUGAAGAACGUAGAUAGCAUGUCUCCCCAUCAGUGGAAUAUCUCUUCACAUUGCUCCAAACCAUAUCCAUCAUCUUCUGCUCCGAGCAUGUCAAAUUCUGGGCUGAAUUUUUCUGCUGCUGGCAUGGCGGGCCCGUUCCAGCCGUCAGCUCUGCGGAGUCAUCCAACUCAGCCGGCAGAUUUAUGGCCUUUCCCUUCCAUCGGGACUCCCGGUCUUACCAGUUCAGUCUAUCAUCAUGCCUUGCCCGACCUGCACGCGGUAGAUGAACCCGUCUCUGACAGGAAAUACGGUUCUCUUCUUGGUCUCCUGCAACAGGAAAGGUGCCUGACAUCCAUGCAAGAAUGCGGCGUGAAGCAACACUCGAGUUCUGCUUGUAUGACUGGACCUGCUAGGUUACAAAAUAUAAGUCAGAGUUCAGCUCCUGGGGGAGAGAGGAAAGCAAGCUCCUACCAAGGCUCAGAAAAUCCCAGCGUAAGCCAUGCCACUGCAGGUAUUCAGAUCCAUGACAGAAGACGAGAUUUGUACUUUUAGCAACCGAAUGUUUUCCACUUUUUUCUGAAAGAGAAAGUUCCCCCUGUGAACUUGUUUUAUUUGCGACUGUGAAUCAAGAAGAUACAAACUGCGGAUAUUCUGUGCUUUUCCUCUCAGCUGGAAGAAUACAUGUACUAUUUGCUAUGUGGGGAAUGAAAAAUCAUCUUUUGCUAUUCAGUAAAUAAUUUCUGAUAGCUGUGGGAUUAAACCUGACAGUAUGUUUGUUGUGAAGAAAUGUUGUCAACAUAAGGCUUUUCGUGUAGCCCCCUUGAAAGGAGUUGGCACCUCGUAAUCUUUCUGUGUUUAUUCAUUUACCAUCUCUUGAUAAGAAGCACAAUUCUCGUCGAUGCAGGUGAUAACUGAUAAGCACAGGGCUGCAGUUAGCAGAAAUUCAGUGCUGCAGCUCCUUAGCUCGAUUUCAUACCUCCAUAUCCUUUAAAAUAGUCUUAGACCACAGGCAACAGCCUUCAAAACAGCCACAGGUCAGUGAAGCACAUUAUAAUAUUUAUGUUUUGGAAGCACAAUGAUUUGUAACCAUUGCAAUUCACAGGGAUGUUCUUCAGAAGCCAUAUAAUAUGCAUAUGCCUGAAGUCUGUUUUGCCCUCUCAUAAUGUAUAAUCAUCUUUUAGAAAACAGUGAAUUAACGCUAGAACUGGGAGGAAAUCUGCAUCCUCGUUGGAUGCAAUUAAAAUACCAUUGAGCGG